This is a messenger RNA of Acaulospora colombiana, 282 nucleotides long. NCBI's taxonomy places the organism in Eukaryota, Fungi, Glomeromycota, Glomeromycetes, Diversisporales, Acaulosporaceae. The record is from the annotation of a GenBank genome assembly.
AUGAAGAACGAGAUUAUCGACGCAGCCAUACCCGCAGUCGCAGUGCCGAUAGAGAGGCUUCGAGAUCUCAUAGACAUCGCGAUUAUGAUUAUGAUCGUAGGGAACGUGAAAAACACAGGGAUAGGGAAAGUGAUCGUGAUCGCCGUCGUAGCCGUAGUCGUGAACGUCACAGGAGGCACAGUCGUGAGCGUAGAGAUUACGACCGCCGUGGUAGUUACGACGAUUAUGAACGGAAAAGGAGACAUGAGGACGAUAAAGGGACAGAUCGACGCAGAAGUAGAA